UUCAAGCAGAUAUCACGUUUUACGAUGUACUGCAAAUACGACAAGAUUUUCAUAUCAGAUGUUAUUCAUUCACGUUCUAUCGUCCAGCUAAGUACGUAUAAUCAAUGAUGCUGGAAUUCUCCGAUCUGACGAACAGAAUUUCGGUUGGUUUCCGCGAGUAGUUUUUUUUUCAAUGUUUAGAAUUUAUAUUUUAACAUGAUUAAUUUGAAUAUUUAUCAAGUUAUAGUUUCAAGCUGCUUGAUCAUUCAGGCGUAUUCAGGGCUGUACCCACAGCCAUCGCUGCGCCUGGUACGCCCGUUGCCUCCUUUGCGAAACUCAACUCAUUCCAUUCUUCCAGAGAGGCAUUUCCGUUGCAGUGAUGGAAACUACAUCUCUAGCGAUGACUUUUGUGCAGGUGAUGCGACUUAUGGAACAAUAUGGAGACAGUUUUUGAGUACUGGACAUAUUGACCGUGUAGACUCCUAUUGCCACGAUGGAAGUCAUAAUUCAUAUGGAUGCGAUGAAAUGGAAUGCGGAAAAGGUCAAUUCACAUGUGAGACUCAAUCAUGUGUGAGUGUAUCUGCUCGUUGUAAUACGAUUAAAGAGUGUUCAGAUGGAUCCGAUGAAUUGAACUGUGGAGAUGAAAUAAAUGUUGGAAAUUGUUCGUUGGCUGAUGGAAAAUUUUUAUGUCAUGAUAAGUUGAGAUGUUUGAAUUUAGAGAAGACUUGCGAUGGCGAAUGCAACUGUUUCGAUUGCUCGGAUGAAAAUGAUAAUUGCACAUCGAUUAAUAACAAAUUACUGGACAAGUGUCCUAAUUCUUACUUCAAUACCCCGAAUGGUCCUAUGUGCUUUUGUGAUCCAAAAAAUCCUGAAAUGAAGAAUUUAUGCAAAGAAAUUGAACCAUGUAAAAAGGAGCAUACUUGUAGCCAAAGGUGCCUUCAAUUUAGAAGUAAAAUGUUCUGCUCGUGUUAUGAAAACUACAUAUUUACUGAGGUGCGCAGUAGUUCAGGUUUUAUAUGCGUAAGUAAAGUAUCCUACGAUAAUUUAUUAGCCUAUUCGACUUCGACUGCGAUAAAAAUCGUCAACAUGACUUCCGGUGAAAAUAUAUUCACCAAGAAAAAAGUGCAGUGCGGCGAUAUUGCAGGCACACGUGAUCAUCUGUAUUACACAACCUACGAUGACAGCGAUAGAAAAACAAUUUAUAAAACUUCCAUUUCAUCAGGGGCUACAACAAAGGUGAUUCGUUCGAAAUCUUCCAUCGUGUCAAUGGCAUUAGACUACAUUACUGGCAAUCUGUAUUUUACCACAAAUACGUCGUUAGCAGUUUGUUCAAGCGAUGUCAAGAUUUGUAUGCAGUUGAAAUGCUGUAACGUGAGACAUGUUGCUUUGGCUCCGAAAUUUGGAUUGAUGUUUUACAUGAAAAAAUCUGAUUACCAAGAUGAAAAAUUCAUUAUGAAGUCUGCAAUGGAUGGUUCAAACGAAGAUUAUCUGGUAGAUGGUGGUUUCGCUCAUUUUACUCCUUUAGCAGUUGACGAAUCGACUCGAAAGUUGUACUGGUCACAACUGGAGGAACAUGAAAUUUGGUCAUUAUCGUUCGACGAAGAAUAUGGAGAUUUACGAUCGAUAAAAUAUCACGGCGUCUUGAAGUAUUUCACUGUCUUGGAUAGUGAAUUAUUUUUCACGAAAUUAUGGGAUAAUGAAAUCUACAGAGUCGAGAACGUCGAACGUUAUGCAAAAUACAUUAAAAAAGAUCGCGAAGCUGGACCAGUAAUUGUUGAUUUUUCAUAUCAAAUUUACGACUCCGCGAAUGAAAACAGACGUUCCCCUCCAGUUGGAAAGUAUUCUCCGGUUAGAAUAAUCACAUAUUCUGACAGUAACGCGACACGAUUGGUUGAUAACAACGUUACUUUUGCCAUUAGAAAUCUAUACGCUUAUAAUUCUCAAUGGAACGCUUUAAGCAAGAAUCCUUGUUCAAAGACGUCGUGUAAUGGCUUAUGUUUGAUACGUGGGCCAUCAUCGAUGAAUACCUCGAAUUACGUUUGCGUUUGCCAGAAUUUGGCCUUGAAAAGUGAUCAAAACUGGUGCAAUGAUUUUCAUCAACAAAGUAAUCCUAAUGUGAUGGAGGGUGUAAAGGAUGCAGAAGCUGGUGAAAACGAACCGUUAUUGUUGAAGAGCCAGACUGAAGAAACUCACGGGGUGUUUAUGGUAUCUGCUGUGCUGAUGGUUGUGUUUAUUUUAAGUCUGUUAGCUUUUGGAGUUCAUUUUAUGAGUAGAAAACAGAGCUGGUCUGAAUAUUAUGGCUCUUUACGAAAUUAUUGUAGAUUUAACAAAUCUAUCGAACGGGUUGAGAUAACCAAUCAAGUCGAGUUAUAGAUUUGAGGUGAUAUAUGUAAUUCUAUCUGUGAUAGCAUUAAAAUUGUUCAAAAUUUUAA
Messenger RNA from Planococcus citri (citrus mealybug), 2411 nucleotides. RefSeq names its product vitellogenin receptor-like. Bases 196 to 2352 code for a protein of 718 amino acids. Gene Ontology annotation, molecular function: hormone binding; protein binding. The record is from RefSeq and is a predicted model, not a curated record. Gene Ontology annotation, biological process: receptor-mediated endocytosis. The transcript is spliced from 11 exons. Gene Ontology annotation, cellular component: plasma membrane; apical plasma membrane; signaling receptor complex. NCBI's taxonomy places the organism in Eukaryota, Metazoa, Arthropoda, Insecta, Hemiptera, Pseudococcidae.